CUCCGCCUUUAGUACCGGAAAUGAUUCUGUUCAGUUUCUUGGCGUCCACGCUUCCUAGUAACGUGUUAAGAAAAUUGUUUACCAAGUGAAGAAUAGCGUUUCAGGAGGAUGACUUUAAAAUACAAUAACAUGAUGUUUGCAGAAGAAAAGUGGGAUGAUGAUUCAGCAGUAGAAGAUUUUAAAAAAUGCACAUUCCAUGGAAAUGUUGUGCUUUCCAGGAGGAAUAAGUUAAUGCAGAAACAAGAAUUGGCAAGGAAGAAAAAAUUAUCCACUGUAGCUGACCAAGCCUCAUUUGACAGUGACCUUCAGACUGCUAAGGAAACUUGGAAGGCAGAGAAAAGAAAGAAGAGCAGUGUUUCUGUCUGUCCAAAGAAAAUGACCACUAAUUGUAAAAAGACAUUGAUCAGAAAUGCAAGCACCAUUGUAGAAGAGAGACUAUUUAAUAAACAUGAAGACUUAAAUAUUGAAGGUCCACAUGAAGAUGUUAGCUCACCAACACAAUAUCAAAUGAGGAAGCAAGAAAUUAUUCAGAGGAGAGAUAUGAUCAAUGGAAUUAAAAGUAAGAGAAAAAAAAGAAAUCGUGAAAAUGGACAGAAACUGGGCAUGGUAUCUAGAAGUAUAAAACUACCUGGUACAUUACCUAUUUUUCCCCAGAAUAAAACAGAAGCAAACCAGUUGGGAUCAACUAUAAAAGAUGUCAAAAGUGUUAUUCCAUACCACAGACCAAAGGAUACGGAAGGGGAAUCUUCAACGAGAAACAAGAAUAUUAAAAAUAAAGAAGAAAAUAGUAAACAAAAUCGGGAAAAAACAAAAACGAAGAGUACUAAUCAUACCAAAGUUGUUUCUGUUAGUAAAAGAAUACUGUCAAAAAAUAAAAAGGCACAGAGACUUCAAAGAAUCCUAAGUAUGCAUGAUGCAUCAUCAAAAAUGAGCUCACCAGUAAGCAGUAAUCUUGAGAAUGUAGAUAAUGAUAAUCAUAAUACUUUCAUCAAACAAUCCAAGACGGACCUUAAUGAAAUGACAGUAAAUCGCUCAAAAUUACUGCGUACCCAAAUGGAACAGCGUUUAGAAUCUGCAAGAUUCAGAUUUAUAAAUGAACAGCUUUAUACUUCCUCAAGCCUUGAGGCAUACAAGUUGUUUCAUAAAGACAGUAAUUGCUUUCAUAUUUACCAUCGUGGUUUCACUGCACAAGUGAAAUCCUGGCCUCAAAAUCCUGUGGAUUCCAUAAUAGACUACAUAAAAAAGAGACCAGCAUCUUUGAUUGUAGCUGAUUUUGGCUGUGGUGAUUGUAAGAUUGCACUUAGUGUGAAAAAUAAAGUUCACUCAUUUGACUUAUUUCCUGUCAACAAACUUGUUACAGUCUGUGACAUGUCCAAAGUCCCUCUACCUGAUAAUUCUGUGGACAUAGUGGUUUUCUGCCUUUCUCUAAUGGGAACCAAUCUUUGUGACUUCUUAGUGGAAGCUAACCGUGUCCUUGUCUCAAAUGGUGUGCUCAAGAUUGCAGAAGUGGCCAGCAGAUUUAAUGAUAUUCGUGACUUCAUUACUGCUUUAGCCAGGCUCGGCUUCAAGCUGUGUACUAAGGAAACAAAAAACAGCUACUUCUUCUCCUUUGAGUUUAUUAAAACAGGAAGUCCAUACCUAAAAGGCAAGAGUCUUAAGCUGGAUUUGAAACCCUGUGUUUACAAAAAGAGGUGAAGUCUCCAAAAUAGUGUGGUGUCAACUUUACAGUUUGUGAAUAAAUGAAAAGCAUAACUGGUUUGUGUGCAGCAAAUCAGUAAAAAUGUUGAAAGUUAAUUAUUGUACUAAAAUGCAACACAAUAAAUAAAUAUGUGGUAAA
This is a messenger RNA of Erpetoichthys calabaricus (reedfish), 1837 nucleotides long. It is a transcript of the gene rrp8, whose product is annotated as ribosomal RNA processing 8. The record is from RefSeq and is a predicted model, not a curated record. The coding region runs from base 109 to 1695 and encodes 528 amino acids. Lineage: Eukaryota; Metazoa; Chordata; Cladistia; Polypteriformes; Polypteridae. Gene Ontology annotation, cellular component: rDNA heterochromatin; nucleolus; chromatin silencing complex. Gene Ontology annotation, biological process: regulation of transcription by glucose; cellular response to glucose starvation; rDNA heterochromatin formation. Gene Ontology annotation, molecular function: methyltransferase activity. The transcript has 8 exons.